CGAGAUGGAGAUACCUUUGGACCUCUAUUUCUAACAUUGAUUUUGAUCAGUAUAGUGCUGGGUACAUGUCGGGGAUGAAGGAAAACAUUGAGACUAGCUUCUUGGAUUCCAUGGAACGAGUACUUAAGGAUCAUGAUCCCACAUGUAUACGAAAACUUAGUUUGGUGGCAAGGUGUAUGGGUAUCAGUUCAUCUCGUAUUAAUUCUUGGGUAUCUUUAGCAUUAAGUCGUGAGGUUCAAGAGCUCCAUCUCGAUAUAUCUUCUGAAACACCCUUUGUGUGGCCCAAUGGUCUUUUCACUGCUGAAUCACUUAGAAUACUGAAAUUACGGAUAUAUUCAAUUUUCAAUGUUCCUAGUUUCGUACACUUUUCCAACCUUAAGACCUUACACCUUAGAGAACUAGCAUUUCCGGUUGAUGAAUCCACCAAUCAAUUUUUCGCUGGUUGUACAGUUUUACAAGAGCUGGUUUUAUUGAACUGUGCAUGGAAGCAUUCUAAGAGAGUCACCCUUUCAAUUCCCACUCUAAGGGAAUUUAAGUUUUUGGAAGAUAGCUAUUACUCGGACUAUAAUCUUGUCCUUGAUUGUGUGGUCAUGAUUUAUGCUGAAAAUCUUAUGUCACUUGAUGUCAAGGGUUAUUUGACUGUGGAAGUCUCUCUGUGUAACUUAGCUUCACUAGUCAAUGCGCGUAUUAAUGUGUUAGACUGUGGCAUGGAGAAAGACAAUGGUACUCAACGAGCUUUCAAAUUAAUAAAUGGAAUUCGCAAUGUAAAAUCUCUUGCUUUGUCGGGUGUUACUAUUGAGGUAAAUCACCAUUUCUUGAACAACUAUUUGUUGAACCUUUUGUUGUUUAUUAUGUUCAAUUCUUUAAUCUGA
Messenger RNA from Pistacia vera, 872 nucleotides. RefSeq names its product F-box/LRR-repeat protein At4g14096-like. The coding region runs from base 66 to 872 and encodes 268 amino acids. NCBI's taxonomy places the organism in Eukaryota, Viridiplantae, Streptophyta, Magnoliopsida, Sapindales, Anacardiaceae. The record is from RefSeq and is a predicted model, not a curated record. The transcript has a single exon.